Aaosphaeria arxii CBS 175.79 is the source of this 1088-nucleotide messenger RNA. RefSeq lists its product as uncharacterized. The transcript has a single exon. NCBI's taxonomy places the organism in Eukaryota, Fungi, Ascomycota, Dothideomycetes, Pleosporales. The coding region runs from base 177 to 731 and encodes 184 amino acids. The record is from RefSeq and is a predicted model, not a curated record.
AGGUUGCGGUCAUGUAACCACAGGUCAUAUUAGGAGUACAGAUGGCUGUUGUCGUUGGGCAACCAAAGUACCCAUUCCUUUCGCGGCGCCCUUAUAGUGAUUGACGUGCGACACAACAUGCUCAGUCAGGCAAACGCAGCAUCGCCCUGCCUGUCUCCUCCACCGGUUCCUAAUCGAUGGUGCAUUGUCAAAGAUUCGCUCGGGAGUGGCUCGAGGGUGGCCUCACCCCCAGUGGGCUUUCUGCAUCCUGGGACAGCUCUCCAAUUACAGCAUCCCCUCAUCCACCCAUCCUCAGUCGUAUCACACCUGGUCGACCAAAUCGCCUUUCCUGCCUACGUAUGGCUGCUAGCUCAAGUACUCCGUACUUCAUUGUACAUGCUUUUUGUCUUCCAUGCUGCACUGUAUCCGUCCCGUCCCUCCUCAAUGUUCUCCUGGCAACCCGAUCGACUCGUGGCAGCCAUCACGCGGGGUUCAUGGCCAUUGAUGGCUGCAUGAUGGAUGGACGGAACGGAAUAGCAGAAGCAAUGUCUUCGCCUGGGGCCCGCUGUGGCGCCAAUCCGCCCUCACGGGUCAGUGCUGUACUCUUUCUUGUAUCUCGAUGUUCACUUCCUAGUUCCUACCAAUGUUUUCGGUGCGAUUGGCCCCCAAAACGCACACCUGAGCUGUACAGAGCAUCCUGGACGCCCCCUAGAGGCAUGCAGCAUUUGUGGCUCGCAAGGUUCUGGCAGUGAUCUGCCAUAUGAAUGUAUGUCAUUACUUUUUAUCAGAGGCUUGGUCCUUCCGCCGCCAUCCCCCAUGCGACCCCGCAGGCCUGCUGUACGGCGCGGAACGACGCGUUCUAGGUAGUUCCCAACUGGGAAGUGGGUAGCUGAACAACUGGCGAUGGCCACCGGUGAAUGGAACGGAAUGCAGGGAUCCCCCUGCUCCACGGCGCUCGAUAGCCCUCGACGCCUAAUUGGCUGAGAGAGGAUGCGGCUCUGCGACUCUGACUGGACCAUAAAUGAGUUCCAGGACGGGUGGUUUGGCAGGACAGUUGCCCAUACCAAAACAGAGGCAGUGCAUUUCCGCAUUCUCUCACUCGACUCUUA